AUGGCAUACGCACAAUGGGUCGUCAUCCACAUCAUCAACAGUUUCCGAAGUGGAAACAUCAGCGUCAAGAAUGCGGAAGCCAUGUGGGGUAAAUUCCACAAGAACGGCAACAAAGACGCAGAAAUAGGCGCUGGUGAAAUCAACAAAGUGAGCGUUGGCGCAGGCUCGAGCGAGAAGGUAUCAUCUUGUGGACGCUCUGACUCCGCUUCUGGCACCGAGGGUAAAUUUGACAUCUACGACGGAGACAACAGAGUCUGCACCAUUUACUGGUCCUGCCCUUGGGGUUCCAAGUCGAACAGCUUCCAGGUGCAGAACCGCAACAAGGACUACGGUAUUACUCCUGGUGAUUGGAACCAGGACUCUGGUGCCCUUGGAGAGGUGGACAUCGACAUCUCGAGGAAGGGUUAG
Molecule: messenger RNA, 408 nt
Organism: Alternaria postmessia
Lineage: Eukaryota; Fungi; Ascomycota; Dothideomycetes; Pleosporales; Pleosporaceae
Exons: 3
Coding region: 1-408 (135 amino acids)
Biological process (GO): symbiont-mediated hemolysis of host erythrocyte
Source: RefSeq, a predicted model, not a curated record